AUGCUUAAGAAAUAAACUGAUUAAAGAACUGUUAAUAAUGUUCUAGGAUAAAAAUAUAAAUACUCUUAGAUUGUCUCUGUUUGUGGUGAUCAAAUUGUCUCAAAUGAAGAGGAUUGUAAUGAUGGUAAUUUACAACUAAAUCAUGGUUGUUUUAAUUGCUAGUAUUCUUGUCCAUAAAAUUGUUUUGAUUGCUAUUAAGGUAUUUGUUUAGAAUGCUUACCCCAAUAUGAAUUGCUAAUCUCAAAUCGAUGCAAAUAAUUAAUAAAAUGUGGAGAUGGAAAACUUUAGGAAUAAGAAGAAUGUGAUGAUGGAAAUCAUUAUCCAGUGGAUGGAUGUAUAAAUUGUUUAAUUGAAUAAAAUUGGAUAUGCAUAACAAUGAUAAGAGAUUCUACUAGCUAAUGCACAUAUCUCAAAGCUCCAAACUUCAAUUUAUAUUAUCUUAAUAUGCAUUAUAAUAAAUAGUAAAUAAGUAUCUAAUUUGAUUAAAGAGUGAAAAUAUAAACAGCUUAACCCUUAUCAGAAAAAUAUAUCAGUAGAAUUAAACUCUUAUCUAAAAUUAUAUUAUCUAAAUGUGGAAAACUUGAAUUUUAAAAAUAUGAAUAAUAAUUUGAAAACGAUGUUUUAUCUUUUCGACAUUUAAAAAAUUUGAAAUAAUCAUUAUUAAGGUAAAACUUCAGAUCAUUAUUUUUUUAAGGAUAUUAAUGA
This is a messenger RNA of Paramecium sonneborni, 705 nucleotides long. The record is from the annotation of a GenBank genome assembly. Lineage: Eukaryota; Ciliophora; Oligohymenophorea; Peniculida; Parameciidae.